AUGGAACCAGAGCUGCCCCUUGCCAAUCUCCUCUUGGCUAUCCUAGCCCUCUCCACACAAGUUGGGUCCCUGCAGGACCAAGUCAAGUCUCAAGGCAAGACCAUCACACAACUCCUUGCCAUAUGCAAGGAAACCAACAACCUUGCAGGAGACAAGGACCAAGGAAAGCCUAGCACAAAGGCUGGGCCUUCCACACCACCCAACCAACAAGGGGGUCAAGCCAACACUCCAAAAACAGUUAGGCCUGGAGGACUGGCCAAUCCCUUCUGCCCCAUCAGAAGCACCAUGGGGUAUGACUUGGAGGAAGAGGAACCAAGGAGGCCCAUCAAGAAGGAGCCUUGCAGAACAUCUUGGGGUCUAAGCUCCCUAACCCCCUUUGACAAAGGAAUGGGCACCAAGUACCCCAAAAUGGAACUCCCCAAUCCAUAUAAGGGAGAUACCAGAGGGUGUAAGGCUACCCAAUGGCUAGACUGA
Messenger RNA from Rhizoctonia solani, 474 nucleotides. RefSeq names its product Retrotransposon-derived protein PEG10. Lineage: Eukaryota; Fungi; Basidiomycota; Agaricomycetes; Cantharellales; Ceratobasidiaceae. The record is from RefSeq and is a predicted model, not a curated record. The coding region runs from base 1 to 474 and encodes 157 amino acids. The transcript has a single exon.